Messenger RNA from Syngnathoides biaculeatus (alligator pipefish), 674 nucleotides. It is a transcript of the gene atp6v0e1, whose product is annotated as ATPase H+ transporting V0 subunit e1. Gene Ontology annotation, molecular function: proton-transporting ATPase activity, rotational mechanism. Lineage: Eukaryota; Metazoa; Chordata; Actinopteri; Syngnathiformes; Syngnathidae. Gene Ontology annotation, cellular component: proton-transporting V-type ATPase, V0 domain. Gene Ontology annotation, biological process: proton transmembrane transport. The transcript has 4 exons. The record is from RefSeq and is a predicted model, not a curated record. Bases 148 to 393 code for a protein of 81 amino acids.
GAGUCGCGCAGGCGCACUGGAACUUCCUGCUGUGGCUCGUGAUGUGGUCACGUGAGAUGAGACGAACUGACUUCGUUUAGCGUUAAGUUGCGACAAGUUUGUGUUUUGUGCCUGACUGAACUUCUCUCUUGCAAGGUCUUUGCUAGGAUGGCACAAUUAAGUUUGGUCAUCGCCGUGUCCGUGAUGACUUUAUUUUGGGGCAUAGUUGGAGGAGUCGUGCCCUGGUUUAUCCCCAAAGGACCAAACAGAGGAGUUAUCAUCACAAUGCUGGUGUUAACUUCUGUCUGCUGUUAUUUGUUCUGGUUGAUAGCCAUUCUGGCCCAGCUGAACCCGUUGUUCGGACCUUCUCUGUCCACUGAUGCCAUCUGGUACCUGAACUACCACUGGUCUUAAAUGGUCCCGAAUAACAGGGCCAGACAUUGCUGCAGUGUUGGGGACUGUCUUCACUUCAUGCUGUGGUUCACCCCUUUGAAAUGUCUUAAAAUUACAUCCCUGUGGCCUUACGGAGUGACUCGUGCGCCUGUGCCUUGUACAAAAUACGAUUUUUAAUGGACUUUCUUUAAAAAUUCAUCCUCGCUAAGUGUGCCUUGUAAAAAUCCUCAAAUGUUUUUGUUUUGUGUAGUGUACUAAUGUUCAUUUCUGCAGUUAAAUGGAAUAAACUUGCCAUUAAAUGA